Molecule: messenger RNA, 1921 nt
Organism: Sebastes umbrosus (honeycomb rockfish)
Lineage: Eukaryota; Metazoa; Chordata; Actinopteri; Perciformes; Sebastidae
Product: salivary glue protein Sgs-3-like
Exons: 1
Coding region: 312-1184 (290 amino acids)
Source: RefSeq, a predicted model, not a curated record
CAGUAACUACCACAUCCCCUUGCACCACAGCAACAACACCAGACACCACUACUGCAACACCAGGUAUCACAACUUCACCCAAAACUACCAUAACAACAUCCCCUAUAAGCGCAUCCACAACUACAACAACACCGAGCACCACAAUAACACCUCCAAUAACCUCAACUACACAAGCAACUACCACACCCCCUAGUGCAACAACACCACCAAGCACCACUACUACACCACCAAGCACCACAACUACCACAACAACACCCACCAUAACCUCAUCCACAACUUCAACAACACCGAGCACCACAAUAACACCUCCAAUGACCUCAACUACACAAGCAACUACCACACCCCCUAGUAUAACAACACCACCAAACACCACAACUACCACAACAACACCCACCAUAACCGCAUCCACAACUACAACAACACUGACCACCACAAUAACAUCUCCAAUAACCUCAACUAUAUCAGCAACUGGCACAUCCCCUACCACCACAGCAACAACACCAGACACAUCUGCUGCACCACCAAGCACCACAACUCCACCCCAAACUACCACAACUACACCCACCAUAACUGCGUCCACAACUACAACACCACCAAGCACCCCCACAACUGAGGUCCCCACAACUGCAGGCCUGACAACUGCAACUCCCACAACAAUUGCCCCAACAACUGUGGUCCCCACAACUGCAGCACCUACAACUGCGGCUCCCACAACAAUAACCCCAACAACUGCGGUCCCCACAACUGCAGCCCCAACAACUGCAGCUCUCUCAACUGCUGCUCCAACAACUGCAGCCCAGACAAGUGCAAUUCCCACAACUGCGGCCCCAACAACUGCAUCCACGACAACUGCAGCACCUACAACUUCGGCUCCCACAAUAAUAGCUCCAGCAACUGCGGUUCCACCAACUGCUGCCCCGACAACUGCAGCCCCAACAACUGCAGCUCCCACAACUGCGGCCGCCACAACUGCAGCCCCAACAACUAUAGCCGCAACAACUGCAGCUCCCACAACUGCGGCCCCCACAACUGCAGCCCCAACAACUAUAGCCGCAACAACUGCAGCUCCCACAACUGCAGCCUCAACACCUGCAGUCCCCACAACUGCGGUCCGGACAACUGCAGCCCCGACAACUGCAGCACCGACUGUCGGUAGCAAAUGUCUGUUUGGUGGAUCAGCAUAAACUGUACUGUGACUGUAAAAUCAUGACAGCCAGUUCAGAUGGGUCCAGUGGUGAGGAUAUAAAAUGGAUGGAAUCUAGGAGGCAGAAAAAGGCAUUGAGGGAAAGGGAAAGACGAGCAAGAGCGAGAGCGAGAUGUUGGUCAGAUGGCAGCGAGGGUUAGAGAGGUUACAGAAAGAAAUCAAGAACUAGUUGCAAUGAGAGGCAGAUUCAAUUGAGUCAAUCACAAGAACAGGAAUGGAAAGUAGUGAUUGAAUUUAAUCAGGAUGGAGGGCACUAUCGCCCGAUCAAACGAACUAAACGAUCGAGGAAGAGAUUGGUAAAAUCAAGUUCGCUAGGUUUUGAAUAACAAACGAGUCCUGAUGCAUGCAGCAAACAAACACCAGCAGGAAAAGAUUCUCAGAAUGACUUCACUUAAAGGGGAAAGAAUGAAGGCUCAUAUUCCAGGAGCGAUGGCAAAACUGAGGGUGUAAUCUCAGGAGUCCCUUUGAGUGUGAAAAUACAAAAGAAAAAAGAAAAUGCAGGGAGGCAAAGCCACAAGGCUUAAAAGCAUAAACAUGCAGAAGCAGUGUUCAGUUUUUAUGCACCAAGUAUUUGGAACAAGCUCCCAGAAAACUGCAGGACCGCUCCAACUCUUAGUUCUUUUAAAUCUAAGAUUCAAACUUUCUUGUUUGCUGCUGCCUUUUAUUAAACCAAAUAGUUAUCUUAUACUGCACUAUAACUUUUACUUGUGUGUUAUA